Messenger RNA from Fusarium coffeatum, 936 nucleotides. RefSeq lists its product as uncharacterized. Gene Ontology annotation, molecular function: RNA binding. Gene Ontology annotation, cellular component: cytoplasm; nucleus. Bases 1 to 936 code for a protein of 311 amino acids. The transcript is spliced from 4 exons. The record is from RefSeq and is a predicted model, not a curated record. NCBI's taxonomy places the organism in Eukaryota, Fungi, Ascomycota, Sordariomycetes, Hypocreales, Nectriaceae.
AUGCUAACUUUACUACCAGAACCCUUUUGCCUACCUCGCGACUACCGUACAGGCAACGACAGUGACGGCGAGGAGAAGCCCGUCGUUCCUGUCAAGACCGUUGACAAGAACACUGCUCGCACUACUAAGCGCAAUGUCGAGCCCCAAGCUCCCGUAAGGGCCGCUGGUGCCGGAGGAAACCGCCGUGGCCCCGGUGGUAACGAGGGUGCUUUCCAGGAUCGUGGUGCUGGUGCUAGACGCAACCAGGGCCGAUCCACUGAGGAGACUCCCCGUGAUGGCGCCCGAGGCGGUGCUGGUGCCCGUGUCCGUGGUGGCCGUGGUGCUAGACGCGCCCAUGAGCGAGACGACCGACACCCCUCUAAGUUCGGUGGUCACGGUGGCUCCGACAAGCAGGCUGCCCAGUCCUGGGGUGCUAACGAAGGCCAGGCUGAGCUUAAGGAUGAGCAGGCCGGCGAGGCUAUCGCUAAGGACGAGCAGAAGGACGCCGCUGCUGAGGAGGCUGCUGCCGCUGAGGCCGCCGCCGAGGAGGAGGCCGAGAAGCAAAUCUCCUACGAAGACUACCUCGCCCAGCAGGCUGAGAAGAAGGCCGCUCUUGAGUCUGGCCCCAAGGUCCGUGAGGCCAACGAGGGCAGCAAGCUCGACAAGAAGUGGGCCAACGCCAAGCCCCUCGAGAACGAGGAGGAGGAGUACUUCGCCGCUACCGGAGGCAAGGCUCAGCGCCAGCGAGAGCGCAAGGUCAAGCAGACCGUCGACUUCGACCCCCGCUUCGUCGAGCCCGAGCGCACCCGUGGUGGUGCUCGCGGAGGCCGUGGCGGCCGUGGUGGCCGUGGUGGUAACCGCGGUGGUCGCGGCGGCGCUCCUCAAGGAGCUGCUAAGGGCAACGCUGCUAUCAACACCAACGACCAGUCUGCUUUCCCCAGCCUCGGCGGCAACUAG